AUGGAUACUGCUCAUCGAAGCUUUCCAAUUCUCGUUGCCCUCUUCGUUUUACUCUUCGGCGUAACUUCAUCCCAACCUUACGAGGAAUUCCUGCAAUGCCUCGAAUUCCAUGAUUCGAACAUCACAAGCAUCGUCUACACUAGAGCCAACUCUUCCUUCUCCUCCUUGCUCGAAUCCUCCAUUCGAAACCCGAGGUUCGACACCUCUGCCACCCCAAAGCCAUUGCUGAUUUUCACACCGCGACAAAUCUCACACAUCCAAUCCGCAAUCCGCUGCUCGAGAGCACACAGGAUUCAGAUCAGAGUUCGAAGCGGCGGCCACGACUACGAAGGCCUUUCCUACUCCACCAUCUCCCCGUCCCUUACUUUCCUCGUCCUAGACCUCCGCAACCUCCGAGCCAUCCAAGUGGACGUGCCCUCAAAGACCGCUUGGGCGCAAGCAGGAGCCACCUUAGGAGAGCUCUACUACGCCAUAGCCGCCGAGAGCAGAACGCUAGCCUUCCCCGCGGGAAUGUGGCCGACGGUGGGUCUCGGCGGCCACAUCAGCGGCGGAGGUUACGGCUCCCUACUACGCAAACACGGCAUCGCAGCAGACAACGUGGUGGAUGCGCAAGUGGUCGACGUGGAAGGUAGAAUCCUCGAUCGAGCUUCCAUGGGGGAGGAUUUGUUCUGGAUCCUGGACAGAGCAUCCAUGGGAGAAGAUAUGUUCUGGGCGAUUCGAGGCGGAGGUGGCAACACGUUUGGAAUUGUCAUCGCCUGGAAAAUCAAACUAGUCCCCGUCCCAGCGAGUGUGACGGCGUGCACUGUUACGAGGACUCUGGAACAGAACGCGACGGAGAUCGUCCAUCGAUGGCAGUACGUAGUUGAUAAGCUCUCCAACGACGUGUUCUUCAUGGUGGUUCUGAACAGAGUGGUCAAUCCAAUUCAAGCGAACGCCACGACUAUUCAAGCCUCCUUCAAUUCACUCUACCUCGGAAGCAUCGAGGGUUUGAUUCUGAUGAUGGAGGCAAAAUUCCCAGAUCUGGGUUUGAGAAGGGAGAACUGCGUGGAGAUGAGUUGGGCGAAAUCGAUUCUCUACUUUGCCGGAUUUCCACUCAAUUCCCCGCUGGAAAGUUUGCUGGACAGGACGAUUUCAGCAACUGGGUCGGCGAAAUUCAAAGGGAAAUCCGACUAUGUGAAAGAACCCAUACCGAUAAGCGGGUUCGAAGGGAUUUGGGAAAAGCUGAAGGAGGUGGGAGUUCAGACUGGUGGUUUGAUCUUGGCGUCUUACGGCGGGAAAAUGAGCGAGAUUCCGGAAUCGAGCAUCCCGUUCCCGCACAGGGCCGGGAAUAUAUACCAAGUCGAAGAAGUGGCGUUCUGGGUCGAAGACGGGGUGGAAGCGGCGGAUGGGUACUUGAAUUGGUUGAGAGGGUUGUACGAGUACAUGACGCCUUAUGUAUCGAAGAAUCCUCGAGAAGCGUAUGCGAAUUACAGGGAUCUGGAUAUUGGGAGGAACGGCGGCGGCGGAGAGGGUGACUACAGGCGAGCCAGGAGUUGGGGUUCCAGUUACUACAAGAAUAACUUCGAUAGAUUGGUGAGAGUGAAGACGGCGGUGGAUCCGGCCAAUUUCUUUAGGAAUGAACAGAGCAUCCCGCCUCUGUCGUCUUGGAGAUAG
This is a messenger RNA of Linum tenue, 1653 nucleotides long. Lineage: Eukaryota; Viridiplantae; Streptophyta; Magnoliopsida; Malpighiales; Linaceae. The record is from the annotation of a GenBank genome assembly.